Molecule: messenger RNA, 946 nt
Organism: Aquila chrysaetos chrysaetos
Lineage: Eukaryota; Metazoa; Chordata; Aves; Accipitriformes; Accipitridae
Exons: 6
Coding region: 140-946 (268 amino acids)
Source: RefSeq, a predicted model, not a curated record
AAAACACUCGUGGUUGGCUUUUGCAGCUUUCGGUGACCUGUGCCCAUCCUAAUAGUGCUGUCUUCCAGGCACAGGGCUGCUUCACUGGAGGUUUUGUGGCUGGAAAGGGAAGCUGGCACGUGUGGGGAUCAGCGGUAAGAUGCUCAGGGCGGGCAGCCCCCACUGGUGGCCUAGAGCAUCUGCCAUGUCAGCCCCAGUGCUGGAGCCUCCUGCCCUGGUGAGGAGCCCUGAGGAGGGGCAGCGUGGUGGCCAUGAGCCUGGGCACAUCCUCGCUCAGCUGUCUGCAGCCCUGGAGAACCCGGACAUCAAAGCUUUGAAGUGGUCCAAAGACGGGCAAGGUGUCCUUGUCCACACCAAGCUGUAUGAGGAGGAGAUGGAGAAGAACAAAGAGCUCUUCCCGGAGCUGGUGGAUCUCGGCUGCGUCACGGCGCUGCAGGCCUGGCUGCUAGCCUAUGGUUUCAAACUCAAGGGGACAAAGGUCAACUCAGAAGUGCUCCAGUUGCAGCACCCUGAUUUCCAGAAGGCACAUCCCACCACCAAGGAGCCAGGCACCCUCCAAGGUGACAUUGGCCUCUCUGCCAAGCAGCAGAGGAAAAGGAAGAAAAAGAGACAUGCGAGCAGCCUGCACCCUCCCAGAGGGGCCAAGUCCCAGGACAUGCUGGGACAACUGCCACGUCUGCGACCCUUGUACCAGUACAUCAACUUAGACAUGACAGAGCUGAUGCACCCAUCACCAGAAGAUGAAGUCCCAGAGCUGGCACAGCCAAGCCAGGUCCCUGCAGCCUCCAGCAGGGCAACUGCUCCACAGCUGGAAGAUACCUGGGCCAGCAGCACUCCGGAGAUCCCAGCCCCAGAAGCAGGUGACAAAUCCAUGCAGGUUGAUAUUGAUAGGAUGCUCAGAUAUGCAGCUCACCUGGUGCCACUGCUCUUUCCUCAGUAUAAAUAG